AUGAGUGCUACUAAUUUUACCCCUGUUUAUUUGGACAAUAUCGAGUUCUUCAUGAACUCGAGCAAUGUCGUCAAUCUCUCUUGGCCAAAAGUGUCGGAGGCAUUUGUCAAGCCCUUGACAUCACACGUAAUUUCCUUCCCCGGCUACGAUUGGACAGAGCCUUAUCCAGGAGAGAGCAUCAUUGAUGAGGGUCACACAAUGGGCCUGAUGAUCUCUGACGAUUUUUUCAUGGAUGAAACCGCUGCGAAUAAGUCGACCACUGUCCUGACCGGGUUAACGUUCAAUAUCCCAAAGAGCAUGAAGUCCAAUGGCAAACCCUUGCCCAUGCACCCUUCGUGGUACAUCUGCCGCCACAUCUUCAUCUCGACAAAUGCCGCAAUGAAAAAAUCGGGAGAUAAAAAUACUUGUGACGCACUGCCCUCGGAUUGCAAGAAUGACCUCGCCGCCGCUUUGACCAACGAUUGGGGCUAUAAUAAUGAGGAUUCCAUGUGUUCCCAGCGCAUAGCCGAUCCUAUUCCUCAAAAUUGUGUUGGUACAUUCGGAUUCUCUCGCCAGGAUAUUUUGACUAUCAAUAGCACCACCCUGGCCAAUCCGGUUCUUGGUCCUCUGCAGACAAACUCAAACCCGCAACAAUACGGCUGGCGCAUUGGAACUGGCUAUCAUCACCAUCUUGAUCCCGUUGCCCGUGAACUCGCCUACAACAGGACUUACCUCGUGGCUACGGUUUGGGGGUUUAGCAGGGGAACCGACCCUACGACCAUAAGAAUUCCUAGAGUUACUUGGGCUUGCAUGUCCGGCGGAGAUCCUUGGAAAGACCCUGUUCUCCAUCAUUACCCUGAUCCUCCUCCGCAUUUACCUGACAAUUCCACGUCUACCAAGACGCCUUCAUCUACUGCUACAUCUAGCGGGGCAAUUUCUUCGGCCACGACAUGCAGUGAGACAACUUCAUCUACCACUACGUCGAGGGGAACAGUUUCGUCUACUACUACGUCUGGCGGGUCGAUUUCAACCAAGUUGGACAUGCAAAUUAUAUACGUACUCGUCGCAAUGUUGAUGGCAGGCUUUGUUUUGGGUCACGAUGCUUGA
Trichoderma harzianum CBS 226.95 is the source of this 1086-nucleotide messenger RNA. RefSeq lists its product as hypothetical. The record is from RefSeq and is a predicted model, not a curated record. The transcript has 2 exons. The coding region runs from base 1 to 1086 and encodes 361 amino acids. Lineage: Eukaryota; Fungi; Ascomycota; Sordariomycetes; Hypocreales; Hypocreaceae.